Molecule: messenger RNA, 2427 nt
Organism: Naegleria gruberi
Lineage: Eukaryota; Heterolobosea; Eutetramitea; Acrasida; Naegleriidae
Exons: 2
Coding region: 1-2427 (808 amino acids)
Source: RefSeq, a predicted model, not a curated record
AUGAACAAGACAUUUGGCAUGUUAUCAUGUCUGUUACUCUGUCUCAUUGUAUGCCUCGUCAGUGAAGAGACACACGCAUUGACAGCAACAGAAUUAUUGCAAGUUAGAGCAACUCUCCUUUCAAAUGUCACUUCAAUUCCUUAUUCAUAUGUUGGUUAUUUGUUUAGUCAUGGCAGCAAUUCUGUUCCAAUUAUUGUUGGUUCUGGAGGUAAUGCAGUAGUAGUUGCAGCUACUAGCUCCAAUUCCUUGUCCACAGCUGGUCGAAUUUGUGCAUUUGGACAUAACGGUUAUGCAUACACAUCUGACAUGACAUCUGGCACAGCUCAAUUAUUGAAAAAUUGUGCUAAAUGGACUACCAAAAACAAAGCCAAUGUCAGUUACAUGCUACACGGAGUCAGUCAAAGUGGUGGCUCCACUUUUUAUAACUCAAUUUCAGGAUUUUCAUUGAACACAUCAAAGAAUGCAUUCGACGAAUUGGUUCGUCCAUUAGAAAGCGUUGAUUUACUAAUUUUGAAUUUAAAUUCACUCUCAGGUGAGGCAACCUCCACUCAAAUCCAAAUGCUCUCCGACUUUUUGAAUAGAGGUGGUGGAAUUAUUUGUGUAACUACUGCUUGGGCUUAUUCCAUUUCUGGAAAUAGAUUUCCUGGAAAUGUGUUCUUUUCCAGAUUGGGAGUUUCAUUCUAUACAGCUUAUUUUGAAGGUAGCCCAUUUGUGGCAUCUACUAAGGAUUUGAGUGAAGUGAAUGCUUAUUUCAAAUUGGAACAAAUUCAAAAUACCUUUUCUUUAUAUGGAAAUGUUUCUACAGAUGAUGUGAAUACAGUUGGAAAUAUGCUAUCCAAUGUGUAUCCAACAUUGCCACAGCCAAUUACCUUAAAUUCCAUUGAAACGAAUCAAAAAGCCAAAACUGUCUAUGAUUCCAUUUGUGGAAGUACAACAAUUUCCUUCCCAGUUUCGUCUUCUUUCCAGAAAUUCUGUGUAGUCAUGGUGGACACACUAAACAAGGCAAACAUUUUACCAAUCUCAAAUAAUCCACAAGUUUUGGCAGAUUCUGAUUGGAAAAAUACCAUUAGAAAUUAUCCAGGACCUUGGGUAGAAGUUGAAUCCGAUUAUUUCGUAUUCAAUGUUGAGUCGUCCUAUGCCAGAAACUUGACAGAAUUGACCAGUGUCACAAAUUACUGGAAAAAGGUUUUGGAGCUUUAUUAUGAACUCUCCCAAAGACCAAUUAGAGAUUAUAAGGAAAGAAUGCAAAUUGAUAUCGAUAUUUCAAUUGGAUAUAUGCAUUCUGGAUACCCAAUUAUGGCAUUUCAGGACCAAAAUGAAGGAACUAUUAAGGCAGUCAACCCUGCCAACAUGGCUCUUGCUUCAAAAACUCCUGGACGUUGGGGACAUUACCAUGAAUUGGGACACAAUUUCCAAGUUUCUGAUUGGACCUACUCUCAAGCAGUUGAAGUAACUUGUAAUAUUUUCUCUUUAUAUUUGGAAGAGAAUUUCCCAGAUUCGGCCAAUACUUAUGGAAAGUCGUUUAAUCCACCGAGAGGUCUUGAGACCACUUUUAAGGGAAAUACUCAGGAUUAUAAGGGGGAUUGGACAAGUGCUGGUUUAUUGUUUUAUUUGGAUUUGAUUCAAGCUUUCGGUUGGGUUUCUAUUCGAAAGGCAUUUGCUGAAUAUUAUACAGCAGCUUCUGGAACUUUACCAACCAGCGAGGAUGAAAAGAGAGAUCAAUGGGUUGUAAGAUACAGUAAGAUUGUUGGUAGAAAUCUUGGGCCUUUCUGUGAUGCUUGGAGUUUCCCAAUUUCACAAUCAGCCAAAAGUCAAGUUUCUAAUUUAACUUCAUGGAUGCCAAAUAAUUUCAUUGUUGGAUGUUCAGUAGCUCGUUUCUCUGAUUCACCUUGUGCUUCAUUAACCAUUCAAGAUAAUUCCUAUGCCAAGUCAACCACCUAUGAAGUGAAAAUUGUAACUUGGACACCAGUGAGAAGUAUUUAUGGUGAACGUUUCAUUUUCACUUUCGGUGGUGAUUCUCUUCCUCAAUUACAAACUGGAACAACAGCUCUCACCUUAUUGGAUGGAACAACAAGUUUGAACUCAACUGCUGUUGUGACUAAUAAUAAUGGAACGAGUAUUACACUUUCGACCAAUGUUGUCGAGUUUGUCAAAUCUGGACAACUAUUGAAAUUCUCCUUCCAAGCAAAGAAUAGUGUCAAGAUUGGAAGCUUUACCACUUCAAUUAAGAUAUUGGAUUCAAAGAAUGUAUUGGUAAAUGUUGUGGAGAGACCAUUAGAGUUUACCAAUUCAAUUGUCAUUCCAACUUCAUCUUCAACAGUGGUUGGAAAGAAGAGUACAGUUACUGGCAAUUCUACCAAGAACGGGAUGAAUGUAGUGUUAAUUGCAUUCUUGAUUGGUUGGGUAUUAUUUGUUUAUUCCUUCUAG